AUGACCUCUCUUGACCUUUCAAUUGGAUUUAUUUCUAAAGAAAUUGAUUCGUGUGACUUUCUGAAUGUUAAUAAGCCAAUAGUAGUUGGUAUCAGUGGACCUCAAGGAUCGGGAAAGUCAUACCUAGCUAAUCACUUGACAGCUGCCUUGCAGAAAUCAUACCCUCAUUUGAACAUUAUUCACUUCCUGAUGGAUGAUUUAUACCUAACCAAGAAAGAUCAAGAUGAAGUCACAAAAGCGUCAAUUGAAUCAGAAAACAAACUAUUGCAAGGCAGAGGUUUACCUGGAACUCAUGAUUUACCAUUAGCACUACAAAUUUUUCAUGCCUUAAUUAACAAUUAUUCUGUAUCACCUUGGAAGUCAGUUGAAAUUCCAUUCUAUGAUAAAACUGCUUAUCAUGGACUUGGAGAUAGAGCAGAUAAAUCUCAAUGGCAAAUAAUUGAUACACCAGCUGAUGUGAUUAUAUUUGAAGGGUGGUUUAACGGAUUUGUCCCUCUCGGUCGAGAACAAGUUGACGCUACUUAUUUUACUUCGGAAGUUGGUGGUGUCUUACAAAAGUCACGUUAUUACCAUAUUCAGGAAAUCAAUGAUAACUUGCAACCCUAUACUAAAUUAUGGUCGUUUUUUGACAAAUUUAUUGUAUUGUGUACUAAUUCUAUUGACAACGUUUAUACUUGGCGUUUGCAACAAGAAAAAGAAUUGAUUAAACAAAAAGGUUCAGGAAUGACUGAUGAACAAGUUGAAAAGUUUGUUGACAGAUAUAUGCCGAUGUAUAUUUUAUACUAUGAGCAUUUAUGCUCUAAUGGAUUGGACCAUUGUUCCAAUUUGAAGAUUUCUAUAGACUUAAAUAGAAACGUUGUAGAGACACGCCAGUGCUAG
Messenger RNA from Spathaspora passalidarum NRRL Y-27907, 879 nucleotides. Its product is annotated as putative ATP-dependent kinase. The transcript has a single exon. The coding region runs from base 1 to 879 and encodes 292 amino acids. The record is from RefSeq and is a predicted model, not a curated record. Gene Ontology annotation, cellular component: cytoplasm. Lineage: Eukaryota; Fungi; Ascomycota; Pichiomycetes; Serinales; Debaryomycetaceae.